This is a messenger RNA of Hippocampus comes (tiger tail seahorse), 6307 nucleotides long. Its product is annotated as microtubule-associated protein 4-like. Gene Ontology annotation, biological process: neuron projection development; microtubule cytoskeleton organization. Gene Ontology annotation, molecular function: microtubule binding. The transcript is spliced from 18 exons. The record is from RefSeq and is a predicted model, not a curated record. The coding region runs from base 138 to 3251 and encodes 1037 amino acids. Lineage: Eukaryota; Metazoa; Chordata; Actinopteri; Syngnathiformes; Syngnathidae. Gene Ontology annotation, cellular component: neuron projection.
GCUAUUGUGGGCGGAUCUGACUUCUCAGUUGGCACCAUUUUUUUUUUUGAGCAGAGAAAGGUGGAAAGAUAUUUUAAUCUCCCUCUGACUGACAGCCACAAACACGCCACGAGAAAACAAGACGCACCUGCACCACUAUGGACCUGAGCCUGCGAGAUGCUCUGGGUGGGGGUGGAGGUGGUGUCCCAGGUGGAGCCCCUGCAGAGGCUCUGAUGAAGAGAGACUUUAUGAGCGCGCUGGAGAAAGAGAGCUAUGACGACAAGGUGGGAGAGACGAUGACCAAAAGUGACUACCGACCUUUACUGGAUGGAAAGGACGGCAAGAGUGGACUCGGGAUGACUUCAUCGGUGAUGUUACCAGGUGGGCGCCAAGACCCACCUGGACAGCCAGCAUUCGCUUCCGACUACCUGUCUGGUCCUAUGACUGGCGGGACGAGUGACCGGUGGAACCAGAACAAGACAAGGGACACCAGCACGCCCGACUCAUUUCUAGGAUUCUCUCAGUCCGGAAUGAGCGGCAAUGCGGGUUCCAGCUUGCCGCCGUUCCAGACAAACGUGCACUCCACCCUCGGCCAGGUGGGGAUGGCAAAGGCCGCGGACGCGCAGAAAACCAUCGGGCUCCUGGCUUCGGAGCCGCAAAACGUCAGUCUCCCCUGUGGCAUCAAUCCCUUCAAACCAAAUGAGCCAUUUUCUUCCGGCGGACCGGGAAUCCAUUCUUUGGAUCGCAGUGCAGCUCCCCCCCUUUCUUCUCCCAGCGGCUCGGUGGAAGACAGCAGCCCCACUUCCUCCACUUCUGAACCCCUCAGUCCUGAGCGAUCAGGGUGUGACGCCGGCAAGCAACAGCAGAGGCGGAAGAAGAAGAAGAGGAAGGGACGCGACGAGGCAUACGGCUUCUUGGAUAGUCAGGAGAAAAACGGCCAUUCCGAGAAACGGGACCAGGGUGGACGGGAGGCGGAGGAGGAUGACGAGGAGGCAGACGCCCUGGAGUGGGAAGUCCGAGAGAGCGGAGCGGGCGGGAGAGUGAAAGGCAAGAAGUCGAAAAGUCGGGCGAGACUUCCAGAGGAGUGGGGAGCGCCCCAGCAACCGGCGUCGCCCAUACCAGCCGCCGUUGCUCCGACCUGGACUCCGGCGACGGACUUUGGCGCUUUGGACCGCAAAGCUGGAAAAUCCGACCCCGGUCAAGGUUCCUCUGCACCGAUGCAAAUAGCGACAGGUUUGACCAAUCGCUCCCGUGAUGGACUCGCAGCAGAUUCGUCUCUCGGCUCCUUUGAGACCGGGAGUGUCCAAGAUUACCCGAUGUCCACCGGCGACCGGCGAAACGUGACCGGCGUUAGCGCCCCCGCCAACGCGAGCGACAAGAGUAGUGCGGUCGGGGAUUUUGCGUUGACGGCGGGUGGCGAUCUGAGCCCGGUCUCCCAGACGUUCUCUUUUCUCGAUGCGGUCCUCCAGACACCGCCGGGUUCUACCCCCGACUCACAGCACGCCACCCCGAUCACCAACACGCCUCUCCUCGCCACGGCUGCCUCGUCCGUCUCAACGGAUGUCCCUGUCCCUUCUUCAGGACCCCCCUCUGGCCUCGACCCCUACGCGUCGGAUGCCCCUCCAACCUUUGCCGUGUCGCCAAAGCCCCGCCCUUCCGCCGUCGCCCAAACCCCAUAUUCGAAAGCCGCCCUCGAAUCGGUCCUCACCGUUGACGCUCGCCCUUUCGUUCCCUCAGCCUCACGCAUCGCCCCCGCGGCCGGCAUCGCCGGCACUGCGGUCGAUCCUCCUUCCGCUCUCGGCGAAUCGGUGGUGAAGCCAGCUUCGCCAAAAAGUCCCGCCAAAGCCGAAGCCACCCCCGCCGCGUUCACCCCACCUGCGGUCGCUCCCUCCCUCCUUACACACCCCAAGCAGCAGGAGUCCGCAUCGCCACUUCUCUCCCCGCUGGAAGCACCAGUGAAAGUGGACAAGGACAAGACGGAAAAGAUGGACGCCUUUGGCAAGAAGGAGACGGCGGAGAAGCAGAACAAAGACAACGGCCCUGACAAGAACCCGAAGCCCGAGAAGAUUCUCAAAGAUGAAAACGGGACCAAGGCUGAGAAAAACGACAAAGUGAGCGAGAAGGCAGAAAAGACGGACAAGCCGGAGAAGAACAACAAGGAAGAGGAAAAGAAGCUGAGUGAAAAGAAGGACGAGAAAGGGGGCAAAGGGCCGGCCAAGUCUCCAACGGGCAAUGCCGCCAAGACCCUGCCAAGCCCCGACACCAAGAGCAAGACUGAGGCGGUUUGGACCAAAACGAACGCCCCCAAAUCUCGCCCUUCCACCCUCCCUACCAAUGGCGAGGCCGCCUCAGCCAAGCGCCCCUCCCCAACCGCGACCCCGGCUAACAGAAAAAGCCCUCUCCCAAAGGCGGCAACGCCCACUGCUGCGAAGAGGCCUCCGAUGGCCGCCGCAUCUGCAAAAACUCCAGAAAAUGGAGCAGCUGUGCAAAAGGCUUCUCCCACCCCCCGAUCGGUUGUCAAUAAGGACAACUCCUCUGCUUCUACCGGGACCAAAACUGCUGCGAACAAGAAUGACAAGGCCGAGAGCAAGUCAGCGGAGGCCAAGAAAAACAAACCGACAGCCCGUCCGCGACCACCCUCCAGCACCUCUCCGACGACGCCGGCUAACGGCGAAGCCGCUCCCACCCAACGUCGCCGGGGCAUCACCCAGCCAAACUUGUCUCCCCAGGUUUCUGCCGUACAGAACAACAAGACAGCAGACCCAUCCAAUCCUUCCAAGGCCAGAGUUCAGAUAGUGCACAAAAAGCUGGACUUCAGCCAUGUCACGUCUCGCUGCGGCUCCAAGGACAAUAUCAAACAUGUCCCUGGAGGUGGCAAUGUGCAGAUCCUGAAUAAGAAGGUGGAUGUGAGCAAGGUUACGUCCAAGUGUGGCUCCAAGGACAACAUCAAGCACAAGCCAGGUGGCGGGGAUGUCAAGAUUGAGUCUCAUAAGCUGAACAUCAAGGCAAAGUCCAAGAUUGGCUCAUUGGACAACGUGGGGCAAGGCAACGGACAGACCAAUGGACACAAGGAGGAGAGAGCGGAGGAAAAGACGCCCUCACCCCCAAACAGCACUCCGAGCGCAGGACCGGCAGCUGUUGCCAAGGCAACAACAGCACCAGGAGGCGUUGCAAAGGAAAAUGGGGUGAAGGAGCCCACGCCUCCUCCUUUCGGAGGAGACGGGUUGAGGGACGCCCUUAGUAUUGACCGACGCAUUGCUGAAAAAAAUUGAGUUUUCGGUGGGGCACGCGUCGCGCUCGCCAGCCGACCCGAGCGACCUCCCACGGUGGCUUUCCUUUGGCCCCGCCCUCCAUCUCGCCUCCUGCAGCACCAAACCGAACGUCCGCCUCUUCGUGUUUCUCUGGGCUCCACCGCCUGCCAGUACCGCGACCCUGACCUCUGAUGCCAACGGGUUGACCUUUUGGCUCUCCCCACCAUAGAGAAGAGCACUCGUUGUUUUGUCUGUGAAACCCGCGACUCAUAGUACUGCUCAUGAGCACCGGCGUAGAGGACGUAAAUGCCAACCUCAAAUCCCAUCACUGUACACCCCAAGGCUUCGUAGUCAGAUUUUCAGUUGGACAGUUUCAUGUUUUCUUUUUUUUUUCUCCCCCCAUCAAGUAACUUCAUCUCUCCACACAUCCCCCCCCCAACCAGUAGCAAAUGACUUUCUGGUCACCUCCAUUCAGAAUCCAUCCCCACGCCUUCCGAGCCAGCUUGAAGCGUCCUUCCAAAGUCAGCCGGAUAGCAAAUAAGCCGCCAUCUGCUUUAAAUGGACACAGCUCUCCUUUUAGCCAACAAGUCAUGAUUUUGUAAAUCUGCCCCUGCGUGUCAUUGUCGGUCCCCAGCGCUCGCUUAGCAUUGUCUCUUUUGAAUCCCUUGUAUCUGCAAUUCCACAUUGGUAUCGGUGUCACGUGAGCAGAGACGGUGAAUGACAGUUUAUGAUGAGGAACAGGUUUGGGAAGUAGUCGUGCUGACUACUGACUGUGGGCUGCUUUGUUUGUGUUGGGCGAACGCGUCAGUCAGCGGGACGGGACGAAAUUGUUGGAUCGUGUCGAGUAUAUUCUUGCAGUCUCUUGACAAAAGUCUCUGCAACAACUUUCUGGGCACACGGAUUUAGCACAAGACCCGUGCGUCAUGGCUGGCAUGUUUAGUUUAGUUCAGGUUCAUAUGUUUGGAGGGGUGGGGGGGAUCACAAUCUGGUGGACCAGAUAAAGCUAUUAAGGGCAAAGCUGAUUUGUCACAUCUUAAUUGUUUAGGUCGGCAUUAGUGAUGUUUCUUUUAUCAAUCUCUUCGGGUCGCCGCACCGAAACCAAGCGGACUGUCGUCUGCAAUUAGUUUUAACGAGUGGCCACCUCGUCGGCCACUGGUUUUGGUGCCAUUCCAAAACAGAAUCCACCACCGAGGGGCGUUCCCAAACACCGAGAGUCUGGCUCCCAACACCGAAGGCCGUCCGAGGGAGCUGAGCUGCGUCCCGUGCUAUUUCUAGUCUACUCUUCAAAUCACACUCAUUCUGUGCACCACCUCUUUUGAAACCUCAAAUGUCUUUUAGGGGUGCCCGUUCGUUUCUUGAGGCUCUAAACUUGGUUUAGCGGUCUUGAUCGCGAAAUGUAUGCUGAUCCAAGUAACAAAGAAAACGAGAAGAGAAAGGCACCACAUCUUGAUAUUGUACGGUAGCUUCCAAAUCAGAUCCCAUGAGAUACACGCAUCGAACCGAGUGAAAUAGAUGGAUUACCCCUGAAGCCGUUCCACUGUAAUUCGCAAACUGAGCACAAGGAUGACUGCACUUUGAUAGAAAUAGGAAGGUGUUCGUGUGUAUGACUAUAGGAACUCGUAAUAGGAGGAAAGACGGCCCAACCUUUUCUCUGCCACGGGCCAGUUGAGACGAGCGUGUGCCGUUCGUGGAGCGCCAACCACCCCCCCCAUUGCUUUUUAAUUGACAACAAAGAUAAUUCUAGAGUAUUUAGACAUUUUACUUACAUUUUUUUAAACACUUCAGUGUUUUUCUACUGCACAACAAAUAUAGAACAACAUUAAAUAACACGGUGAACUACGAAGAAACGGACCAAUCAGGAAUAACAAAGACGCUUUAUAAUGUCAAUAGAACAUUGAAGAUUCGCGCAAAGCCGUUUAGGGUGAAAAAGGCUUGCGACCGGACCGGUUGAAAAGUGGGAGGCUGACAGGUCUGCAGUUUGCGGUGACAAAGUUGUUGGCUCGCCCCAGAAACUGGCAAGCUGCAACCAAAUUUGACACGCUAUAUGCCGACCCAGUAGCAAAGACCGACUGUAGCGCUGACAUUUGAAGGAAUGAUACGACAAAGAGGAUCAUAUGACAGUCACAGUCGGAUUGUACUUGCGGAAUCAAAAGGAAUUCAUAUGUGUGGAGGACCUAGCUCGUGUCGCAGCUCUCCGACUUGGCACUCGAGGUCAUAAGAAGUAGCUAAUGCCCACGCGUAUGUGUUUGUGUCCAAUUAUAUCACCGGACUUCCACCUUUCCCACUAAGAUGUCACUACCCCCUGCGCGUAGAUAGCAGCGCCUUUUUACCACUCCUGAAUUGAUUAAAAAACAAGCGCGCGAGCACACACGAGAUCAGACUUCCGCACGGGGUGUUGUGGAGGUUGACAGAGCCUGUUCCAACUUCGAAUGGUAUCAUUAUUGAAUGAAGGAAAACAUACUUUUUCUUUUUGCCCGAUUCGGGGACGCGGAUAUUUCAAGAAAGUUUAUAAAUGUCAUCAAAAUGGAAACUUAAGAAUUCAUGUAUGAGGUCUGUUCCCAUGAGGUUCUGGAAGAUGGAUGACAAAGUCAAAUUCAGUGAGCCAUUGAAAGGGCGCCAAGUAUGGCGUACACGCUUGGAUAUCAAGCGGGAAUGAAAGUCAACUUCGAUGUUCCCGAGAAAUCGGUUGAGCCGUCGACUUGUAUGCGGUACGGGUCGUUCGUUAGGACACACACUGGCCGGCCCUUUCUUCCUGUCAUCGCCUAUUCCCCAAAAUAGACGGAGUGCAAGUAACAUAUGUCAUUUUAAGGACCGCGAAAAUGCCGACACACCAAAACUCUUUUGGACCAAUUUGUACUGUUGAAAAAGAUCCCCCCACCACCACCACCACGAUUUGGUAUAUUUACCUGGAAUACAUUCUGAACUUAUGGGACGAUUUAAAAAUGAAAGGCAGCGUUGGAGAGACGCACGUGCAAAGCCUUGCCAGCAUUUCGGCGCUGAAAUGUAGAUCCUGAAUCCUCGUCACGUAAAAUAAAAGCUUAGGUUUGCCCGUGGGGAAAAUAUACCGCAUACCUGUU